This is a messenger RNA of Schistosoma rodhaini, 6978 nucleotides long. The record is from the annotation of a GenBank genome assembly. Lineage: Eukaryota; Metazoa; Platyhelminthes; Trematoda; Strigeidida; Schistosomatidae.
CUCGAUAUUGCCUGAAGUUACAAGCAUUUUAAGCAAAGAUGGAUAGUGGCUAGCAGUGGAAUCUGGAUUCCAUUACUAUCUAUUAUAUUGACAGAAAUAAUUUUAACUAAAUAUUAGUCUUAUGUUGAUAAAUACAAUUUGUCAUAGACUAACUUAAAUCUGAGAAAUCAUUUUAGAAUGAUGGAGAAUAUUUACAGCUCAAGUGAAUGUUUUUGACAGUGUUAUGGUGAUCUUUGAGUCCUGUCGUUUAACUUUUUAAAAAUGUUUUCAUUGUCACUUAGGACAACACCAUCUUCUAUUUCAUAUAGAAGUAAGCUUUACAAUCAUUCCACGAGUACUGUAUCAGUUCGUUCUAACUGUCUUAUAUGUAACUAGUUCAAUUCACUUCUGUAUAUAGUAAAUGCUGAUAUUUAUGUUAUUAUCGUCCGGAACGAUAAUGAACGCUCUUCAAUUAAACCAUCUGGUAGCUAAGAAAACACAACACCAUCAAAAAUAGAAUAUAAUAUUGUAACUAUUAAAAAUCAUUACAUGUGACGUUAUUAAUGUGAGUCUUCUUUUCUUCUUGCAGGACAGCAGAGUAUAAAUAUACUGGAAGAAGAGGAACAAGCCCUACUGGAAUGAAAAACAUUCAUUUAUAAAUUAAUAAAUAUGAUUACUUAACUUGAGAAAAGUAUAAGGGAAAAAAGUAUACUGAACGACGAUUAAAGAAGGGAACAGAGGGGAACUAAAGAAGAAGAAAUAAUACGGAGAGAGACGUGAAGAAAUUCGGUUUUUCUUCCAAUGUAAUCUAGAUCAUCAAUCAUUUCAAGGUAUUGUAUUGAAGAUAGUCUUAAUAAUUGGAUGCAAUCAUUUGUAAUACAAAAAAUUUAUACACAUGUCAGUUUAAAUAAAGACGGACUACUAUUUCAGAAAUGGAUUGUUUUUCAUCUGCAUCUACAUGCUCUGAUGUAUCUUCAGAUACAGGGUCCGUACAGUCACCAUUUACACCUGUACAACAAACAACCCAAUCAACAUCAAUUCAUCUAACUAAUUCAAAUACAAUCGAUUCCAAUUAUUCAACUGGUAAUCCUAAUAAUAAAUUUAAUACAGCAAUGUUAUCGUCGAUAAUGACAUCUUCAUCGUCAUCAACAACUACAACACCAAUACCAGUCACAUCACAACAAAUCAAUCUUGAUUCAUCAUCAAUAAAUAAUAGUUUAUUGAAUUCUAUAGAACGUGAUCGUAAACAACGUGAAUUUAUACCGGAUUCUAAAAAAGAUGAUAAAUAUUGGGAACGUCGGCGUAAAAAUAAUGAAGCAGCUAAACGAUCCCGUGAAAAACGUCGACAAAAUGAUAUUCUCAUGGAAUGUCGUAUUAAUCAAUUACAAAUACAAAAUCAUAAGUUACAUCAUGAAUUAAUAGAGUUGAAAUUGCGUUUUAAUAUACCAUUAAAUGAUGAAGAUAAAAAAUUUAUGGAAAAUCAAUCAUCAACAUUAGAUGAUACACAAAACGAUGUAUAUAAUGGACAUCAUGACCAUCAUAAUAAUAGUGAUGGGGAAUUGAAAUUAUCCGAAAUGGAUUGUUGUAUGAUGUCAACAACAAAGUCAAGAAAUGAUUCAUUGUCAAUGGAUGAUUCACAAAAUGAAAUGUUAUUAAAAAGCGAUCAUUUAUCAUCAGUAUCACCAACACCACCGCCAUUAUUGCCACAGUCGCCCACAACAACAACGAUGUUGAUGACAACGACGACGGCAACAGCGACAUAUUGUACGACAGCAACUGUUUUACCAAUGUCAACGUCUUCAAUUGAUCCAUUAAUGAAUUCUGUGGUAAUGACAACGACAUCUUCGUCAUCGUCCUCACCUUUGCUGUUACAAUCAUUAAAUCGGAUGAAUUGUGAACAAAUGAAUAUUGAGUUGUCAGCAACAAACACGACAACUACAACAUCAGUUCUGUCUAAUAAUCAUAAUCAUACAGUUUCGAGUAAUUUUUUAUUCCCUCAUUUAAAUUCAUUGGAUAACACUGAUCUAUUAACAUUGAAACGUAUAUUCUCUAGUUUAGGUGUUGGAUGUUUAUCAACACCACCAACUACUUCGCCAGUGACAAUGAAUCACUCUUCAUCAACAUCAUCAUCGGCUUCUCCGCUAAUUGCGGCAGCGGCAGCCGCGGCAGCUGUUGCCGCAGUUGCUACAAAUGGUGGUUGUACAAUGCCUUUAUCACCUAUUCCCGGAAACAAUAACAAUAGUAUAUGUACAACUUCGACAACAACACCAUUUAAUAAUCUAUCAUCAUUGAAUACAACAGCUGCACUAUUACUUCGACAAGCUGGUUUAAUGCCAGCAUCUACUACUCCUCCGCCACCACCAAUGUCGCUGCAGUCUACUCUUCCAAUACCUCAACACCCUCAAACAAGUAGUUGUGGAUUGCAGGACAAUAUUUCGAUUAUGAAAAAUAAUAAUAAAAAUGAUAAAUUGUCAUUUUCAUCCUCAGUUAUACCACUGACAGCGGGUCCCACUGCUAAUGUUGGUGGCGGUGGUCGCUGUUCAUCAGUACAUUCAGUUAAAUCAGAUCUAUCUAAUAAUUCAAAUGAUUAUUUUGAAUCUCCAUUAGACCUUAGUUUAUGUUUACAAAUUAAAUCUGAAAGUCACAAUUCUGAACAUUUUCUAAGUGAUUCAAAUUCAGGUACGUCAACCUUGGACAAGCGUUAUCAAGAUCGUCGACGCCGUAAUAAUGAAGCAGUACGUCGCUGUCGAGAAAAUAAACGUGCACGUCUACUUGGACGUACAGAAACUACAGAGAAAUUACAAAGUGAAAAUCGUUGUCUACGUAAUGAAUUAAGUGGUUUAAGUAUGGAAGUUAAAGCAUUACGUAAACUGCUUACAGUCAGUGACCAACAACAGGAUCAACAAGAAAAUACUACUACCAUUACUACUUAUAAAAAUAAUUGUAUUAGUCGUAAUACUAGUAGUAAUGGUAUGAAUUAUUCUGGUGACGAUAAUGAAAUAAAGUUGCUUGAAGAAACAACAACAAUAACAACAUUGAAACAUGAUCAUAAAGAAGUUCCAUUAUCACCAACAUCAUCGUUAUCAUUACAACCACGACAACGACCACUGAUAUCAAUUUCAUCUUCAGAUGGUGACAAUGAAAAAGAAGUUGAGAAUACUCUGAUUUUUGAUCAUGAAACGGAAGUGAUUGAAACUAUGAAUGAUAAUAAUAAUGAAAACACUGACGAUGAUAUUGAAAUGCCAACAUUAACUACUAUGAAUGUGGAUAAUUAUUCCUUGAAUGAUGAUUAUAAUUUAUUGAGGUUCCAAACACAUACUGAUCAUCCUAAGAAAUUAUCAUCCAAUAACAUCAUGGAGACAUCCUCAUCAGAUGAUCAAAUCAAUAAAAAUGUACAGGUUUUAUUGCCGAAUGAACAUUCCCGACAUAUUGAUGACUUAUCACAAGAAAAACCAAUUAAUAUUGCACAGUUGGAUACAAACAACAAUACAAAUGAUAAUGUUAUUACUACUACUAAUACUACUAGUAAUGAAAAUAUCAGUUCCUCUGACAAUAAUAAAAUGAUGGAAUGUACUAAAAGUGAUAAUGAUAGUCGAUGUGGCGUUGAUGUCGUUGGUAACAGUAUUAGUAUUGCUGUUACAAAUAAUGGUGGAAUCCAAUCGACUGACUUAUUAACUCAUGUAAAUAAAAAUGUAAAUGAUAAACCGACAACUGUCAUCUUACGUGGACGUCGACGUACAUUGAAGACACCAAUACAUAAUAAAAACGCUAAAACUAACAUAAAUCCAAACAAUCAUCACGAUGAGAAAAAUACUAUUGAUACUAUUGAUAAUAUGGUUACUUCUAGUAUUACUCAAACUACUGAUCUGAAUGAUGCAUCAAAUACAUCCAUCUAUAAACAACACACACCUUCCUGUAAUACUGCUACUAACAUCAUAUCAAGUGGUAUAUCAUCAAAAAGUGAAAAUUCUUACAUUCUACCUGAUAAAUCAACUUAUUUUCAAUUAACUAAUGAAUAUUCCACAAGAAAUUCAGGGAAAGAAGAUAGUAUUUUAACUUAGCAUUUAUUUGUUUGUUUUUUUUCGGAGAAAAUUUAAUUUACUAAUGAAGUAUUGUUUAUAAUUGUGAAUUGUACACACCCUCCUUCCAUUCCGUCCCGCCCCCUGACCUUCUGUUUUUCUCGUCUCUUUUGCCCUGUUUUUUUUGUUUUGUGGUUUCGGCUAUUGCCCACUAAAUUCAUCAUCAGCACCUUAUUUUUGUGAUCAAAAGACAAUAUACAACUCAUGUUUAUUACACUGAUUUCAAAGUUAGUAUUCAUGUUGGCGCCGAUAUCUUCUGACUAUUAUUCUUCUGCUUAUCUUUUACCGAUUGAUCAUAUGCAUUUAUUCAUGGAAUUUAUGCAAUCAUGAUUCAAUUUUCAUCAAUUUUCUUUAUUUUAUGAGUGAAUUUCUUCUACACUUCAUUCGCUCUUCUUCUUUGUCUUUUUACUUUCAAUCUUCCUCUCUUUGAUUUAAAUCUUAGAACUCCAAUUGAAUCAUCUGCUUAUUGUAAAGUAAACAUUGAAAAUGCACAUAUUUUCAAAUGGUGUUCUUAUUGUUUAAUUGCUAUAUUGGUCAGUUAGUUUACUACUUUGUAUGAAAUCAGAUAACACAUAACAUCAUAGUCUUUGAAGAUGAAAAUACCAUCGAUACCAUGUUGAUUGACAAAUAAUAACCUUUUGGUACUCUCUUCUCAUUUCUCUUAACUAUUUCUCUUAACAACAUGACUACUCUCGUUAUUCCUUACUGAUUGACUAUUCAUAACUAACAAUAGUAGCAGUAAUAAUAAUAAUAGUUUUCUAAAUCGAUAUUCUUCUAUUUGUAUUCCAAUUAUUUAUAAUAUGUAUUUUUGUUUGUUUUUUGUAUCAUGUUGUUCGUUUGUUUAUUGUUACGAGAGAAGGUAGUUUUUUUUUAUAAAAAAAGUAUUUUAGUAAAUAUACAAUUUACAUCAUUGUUCCCGUUUAUCCCAUACUCCAUUUUCUAUUUCUGUGUAUUUUUUCCCGUCCAAAAGAUAUUGCUUACACUUUCCAUGACAUGUAGGAUGAUGAUACAUUAUCACUGUUUAUUGACUGGUUCAAGCUUCAUUUAUUGAACAUUGGAUUUUAUUGUUCACAUUUUAAUCGAUUUUUGUUUUUACGAAAACAUUUGACGAUAUAUAUGAGUUGUUUUCCUAUAAUUUGAUACUGUGUUCUUCACUUUAUCAUGUAGAUUAUUAAAUUUUAACUUACCUCAGUGGCGAUGGCGGUUGUUUUCUGCCCGUUUUUUUGUAUCUUAUACAGUACUGAUGUAAAUAAUAAUAAUAAUAAUAUUAUUAUUAUUACUAGUCUCCUCUGUUUUUUCGUUGUUUUUCUACCUGUUAUUUUUGUAAAAAAUGAUUAUCUUUGUACUCCGUCGCGCAUUCCUCUACUCGUUAUGUUACAUUGACAUGUACAUGUGUUUGUGUAUGCUCAAAUUCUUCCUAUCUUUUGAAUUCUUUUAUCAUUAUCCCCUUUUCUUCAAAAGAAUGUACGAACGAUUUUCUUGUUUCCUUCAAGAACUAAGUUUUUUCUUUGUUUAAAGAGAGGAGGAGGUCAAUUUAAACCGAAGUUCAAUGGAAUUACGACCUAAAGCAACAAAUAUUCUUCAUCAUUGAAAGUCAGCCACCAGCAUUUUCUUUGUUUCUUCUAUGUAUCAUGUUGUUUUUCCUUCAAAUCCUCUGAAGAAUACUAUUCACUUUUUUUGGUGAGAAUGGAGAUAGCAAUAAUAUUGGUAAAUAAGCGCCAAAUACGUUACGUUUCUUGUUUUAUCUUUAUAUGUCUUGUUUCUGUGUUUAUGAGAAUACCUUGCUAAUAUUCUGUUUUUGUGUUUAGAGUGUAAAAAUGUAAAAUAAAUAUAUGUAUGUCUGUAAAGUGUAUCUAGGUGCACUGAAACUUUUAUUGAAUAAUGACUAUCCCACACGCACACACAUACACAUUGGUGACUACAUAAAAGAAUAACCCCAUCGUUAUUAUUAUUACUAUUACUAUUAUUAUUAAUGUAUACCUACGGAAAGAACAAUCUUAUUAUUGAUAGUAAUCAUCAUUGUGUAAUAAUUUUUUUUCUAAUUCUAAAGAGAAAACCAAACGUUGCAUUCCUAUUAUCUGAUCAUUUUUCCUCUGUACGUGUAUGUAUGUGUGUAUAAUGUAUGUGUGUGAGGUCCUUCUACCUAUUUAUCAAUACUACUAUUAUUCCAAUCAUUGCACAUCAACCUCUAUGUGAUGAAUAUACUGCUCAGACGAAAAACAAUGAUAAUUAACAACUAGGAGAGCUUAAAAGUUACUUAGGAAACUAAACAGAACUAUAUAUGUAUUCCAGAAACAAUUGUGAAUUGAUUUUUGUAUUUUACAUAUUCAUUACACAAUCUUCUAAUAUAUAUAGUGUCAAUUUUAAAUGUAUUAUUAUGUGACAUUACUAUUACGAUUAUUAUUAUUGUUAUUAUUAUUAUUAUUAUUACUAUUCUUGUACACUUUUAUGAUUAUUGAUACCGAAUUACAAGUUGUUAAAUAUUGUAUUUUCCCUGUCAUUUUCUUAUAGAGAAGAAUUGUUUAUGAUCACUGUAAAAAUAAAACAAUCCAUGCAUUUUUCUUCACCGGUGUCUUACUACUAUUACCAUUAUUAUUAUUACUAUUACUAUUAUUAUUUAUGUGUUCGUGACAUUGAGGUUGGUGUGGAUUAUGCUGAUGAUGAAGAAGAAGAAAAAGAAGAAGAAGAAAAGAACAAUAAUUCUGAUAAAUUGACCUGGUAGUUACUAUUCUGGUCUAAUCUUCUUGUUACUACUCAGCCAUUAAAUUUCCUUUUAUCUUUUUCUAAGUUUGAUCAUUGUGCUCAAUAAUAACAACAAAUAACGAAGGUUUUUUGCUGUUUGUAUCAUUCCUGUUUUAUUACUCUUAUUAUUGUUAUUAUUACUAUUGAAUAAUAAAGUUUUUUUCUUUCGUUUUUAUAA